Molecule: messenger RNA, 747 nt
Organism: Ceutorhynchus assimilis (cabbage seed weevil)
Lineage: Eukaryota; Metazoa; Arthropoda; Insecta; Coleoptera; Curculionidae
Source: the annotation of a GenBank genome assembly
AUGAAUAUCCGCCCCAAAGACAAAGUUACAGCAGUUUUUCGAAGGCUCUUCAAGUCGUCUAACAAUAAGGAAGAGGGUCCUAGUAAAGCCAGUGGGCCGCCUCAAGCUUCUCCAGCACGGAGAUUACUAAGAAGUUAUAAGGAUACCGUAUCACCAGCCAGCUCAAGUCAAGCACCAUCGCCUGGAUUCAGCGCCAAAAAUAAAAAAGAUGAGACUGCCACCCAAAACAAAACUGUACGCGCCAAAAGACUGAUGAAAGAAUUUCGCGAUUUACAAAGAUUACAAAACUCUAAACAGGAACCCGUGUUUUCGGUCGAACUAGUCGAAGACAAUCUAUUCGAAUGGUACGUGAAAAUUUACAAAGUGGAUCACGAAAGCGAUCUCAUGCAAGACAUGGCUGAACUUGGUAUUCGCUACAUAUUGCUGCACCUAAUCUUUCCAGACAAUUUUCCAUUUGCACCGCCAUUCAUGAGACUUAUUUCCCCUAGGAUCGAAAAAGGAUUUGUUAUGGAAGGUGGUGCAAUCUGCAUGGAACUACUAACACCUAGAGGCUGGGCUUCAGCGUACACAGUUGAAGCGGUUAUAAUGCAGUUUGCAGCUAGUGUAGUGAAAGGUCAAGGCAGGAUACAACGUAAAAGUAAGGGACAAAAAGUGUUUAGCAGGAGAACAGCCGAGGAGAGUUUUCGAUCACUAGUGCGAACACAUGACAAAUACGGCUGGGUAACUCCUAGUCUGGCAGACGGUUAG